Molecule: messenger RNA, 1956 nt
Organism: Fragaria vesca subsp. vesca
Lineage: Eukaryota; Viridiplantae; Streptophyta; Magnoliopsida; Rosales; Rosaceae
Product: C2 domain-containing protein At1g53590-like
Exons: 12
Coding region: 127-1956 (609 amino acids)
Molecular function (GO): lipid binding
Source: RefSeq, a predicted model, not a curated record
UCCAUCUUACACCAUGUGGGACUUGUGUUGUUUGUGCUUUGGUUGCUGUCUCACUACAAUUGCUGCUACCCAGUUGCCUACCUUGUCUCUCUGAUUUAUCUCUACCUGGUUCAUGAGCGGUAUGUUAUGAGAUUGCGAAAGAAACUACAAUUUGAGGAAAGAAAACAGUCUAAUCAGAGAAGGGUACUUACUGAUUCUGAAACAUUGCGAUGGUUGAACCAUGCACUUGAAAAGAUAUGGCCCAUAUGUAUAGAACAGAUUGCUUCACAGAAGAUUCUCCUCCCUAUUAUACCUUGGUUUUUGGAGAAGUACAAACCAUGGACUGCUAAGGAAGCAGUAGUUCAGCACCUUUAUUUAGGACGAAAUGCACCUAUGCUCACAGAUAUUAGAGUUAUUCGCCAUUCCAAUGAUGAUGACCACUUGGUUUUGGAGUUGGGACUGAGUUUUCUGACAGCUGAUGAUAUGAUUGCAAUUCUCGCUGUGAAGAUGAGGAAAAGACUGGGUUUCGGCAUGUGGGCAAAGUUGCAUAUUACAGGCAUGCAUGUUGAAGGCAAGCUGUUGAUUGGGGUUAGGUUUCUUCGUAGGUGGCCUUUCCUUGGCCGUGUGCGGAUAUGCUUUGUUGAGCCUCCAUAUUUUCAGAUGACCGUCAAGCCUAUUUCUACACAUGGCCUUGAUGUUACAGUACUUCCGGGAAUUGCUGGUUGGCUGGAAAAGCUUCUUUCGAUUGCCUUUGAGCAGACACUUGUUGAGCCCAAUAUGCUGGUUGUUGACAUGGAGAAAUUCGUCUCACCGCAGCAAGAGAGUUGGUUCUCUGUGAAUGAGAAGGACCCUCUUGGACAUGUCAGAGUGGAAGUCAUUGAAGCAUCUGACAUUAAAGCUGCAGAUCUAAAUGGAUUAUCUGACCCUUAUGUCAAGGGUCAUUUGGGCCUUUACCGGUUUAGGACUAAAGUACAAAAGAAAACAGUGGCUCCAAAAUGGCAAGAAGAGUUCAAGAUCCCCAUUAUAACAUGGGAUUCAGCUAGUGUGCUAUCUUUUGAAGUUCGUGACAAGGACCGGUUUGCUGAUGAUUGCCUUGGAUUUUGCUCCAUUAACAUUGGUGAGUAUAGGGAUAGCCAGAGGCAUGACAUCUGGUUGCCUCUUCAGAAUAUUAAGACAGGAAGGCUCCAUCUUGCAGUUACUGUGCUUGAAGAUAGUCCCAAGGGGGAUGAUAAUCCAGAUGUUCAGGAAACACCAAAUGUGGAAGAUGAAAGAAAAAGGUUUGCCAAUGACAUUAGUAAUAAAAGUUCUUUCUCAUCUGCAUCAUCAGAAAAGUUUGAGAAGGUGGCAGAUAACUUUGAGCCGAUUGAUGUUGAUGGGCUAAGAGAGACUGGUAUAUGGGUCCAUCACCCAGGACCUGAAGUUUCACAAACAUGGGAGAGUAGAAAAGGAAGGAGUCGGCUCCUUGAAAAUGAGAUUCAAAAUGAUACAGGUGGCCAUAGUUCGGUAACCUCAGUCUCCCCAAAUAAUGAUGAGGACAGUGGCACUGAAAAGAAUCACGAGGAGAAAGGCAAGAUGAAAACAGUUCGGAAGGGUCUAAACAAGAUCCGUUCGGUAUUCCACAAGAAUUCCAAAAAGGACAGUGGUUCAAGCAGCUUUAAAGAGACUGCUUCAUCUGGACAUGCUAAUCUUCAGGAAAUUAGUGAAAAAGAUAUUGCAGUGAGAUUUAUUGUGGAGGAUGAACUUUCCAACCAUCAGGAGGGUAAGGGUUUGAAGGAAGGAGUUGUCACUACUGGAGGGAGUGUUUCAGAGGGAAAGGGCAAGGCUUUAGACAAGGCAAUUAGUUUCCUUAAACCAGCAAAAAAAUCUCGAGAUUUUAGGAAGUGUCAAAGUGAUACUUACAAUGGGAGGGCAAGCAAAACUUCAGAAGAAUUUAACUCUUCUGAUGAGGAUGACACUCCUCCAAAACAGUUAAAAUGA